Messenger RNA from Geodia barretti, 1385 nucleotides. NCBI's taxonomy places the organism in Eukaryota, Metazoa, Porifera, Demospongiae, Tetractinellida, Geodiidae. The record is from the annotation of a GenBank genome assembly.
CCGGUUCCUCCUCCUCCUGUCGCCCCUCGAAAGUUUUUAUUAGCUCGUCCAUUGUUAUCGCAUGCAGCUGCAAUCAAAACUCACCUUUUAAUGCUAUGCGCAUGCGCGCAAAAUAUUCCCAAAAUCACGUGCUUGAGCUCGAAACAUGAACACACAACAACAACAGGUUGGGACCCUCUUUCUGUCUUGGUCUUUCUUCAGUCAACAGACGUGCGCGAGCUGCGAUGGUUGCAUUGGUGAAGGCUACGCUUGUGUUCGCUCUGCUCGGUGCAGCUGUGAGCAGUGAAACCUUUCUGGAAUGGACGAAGCAGCACGGGAAGGAGUACUCGAGCAAGGCUGAGUAUGAGGCACGCGCCGACAUAUUCGCCCGGAAUCUCCAGUAUAUCGAGAGGUUCAACAGCGAAGAUCACUCCUACGAGUUGGCAGAGAACAUAUUUAUGGAUCUGACUUUCGAAGAAUUUUCGGCCACCCGUCUGAGUACACCUCAGAAUUGUUCGGCUACCCAUCAGCCAACCAGGGGGCGUGUCCUCACCAACAAAACCCCGCCCCCUGCAAUCGACUGGCGGGACCGUGGAGUGGUUACCCCAGUGAAAAACCAGGGUAACUGUGGGAGUUGCUAUACAUUUUCCACCACGGGCUGCCUGGAGUCUCACCACGCUAUCAAGACUGGGGACCUCCUCUCGUUGUCAGAGCAACAGAUAGUCGAUUGCGGUCAGGCUUUCAACAAUCAUGGUUGUGAUGGUGGGCUACCAUCACAAGCGUUUGAGUACAUUCGCUACAACAAAGGCAUCGAGUUGGAGGAGGAGUAUCCUUACGUGGGACGGGAUGAAACGUGUCGUUUUAAUUCCUCCGAAGUGGUUGCUACCGUCAGCGAUGUCCAUAACUUCACCCAGGGAGACGAGGAUAGUAUAUAUGUGGCAGUGGGAACCGUUGGUCCAGUCAGCAUCUGCUUUGAUGUGACGACGCAAUUCCAAUUCUACAAGCACGGAGUCUUCUCCAGCCUACUCUGCCACAAGGAUUCGCAGCAUGUAAACCAUGCAGUGCUAGCUGUGGGCUACAAUGUGACCGAGUCAAAUGAACCAUAUUGGAUUGUGAAAAAUUCGUGGGGAGCUGACUGGGGCAUAAACGGGUAUGUCGCCUUUUCUUGAUUUUGCUGCACAGAACAAUUUUUACCUUUUCGUGAUUGUACAGGUACUUCUGGAUUGAGAGGGGCAAGAACAUGUGUGGGCUUGCAGACUGUGCCUCCUACCCCAUAGUUUAGAGUGCAUAUAUAGACUGUAGUGUAUAUUAUGUAAUGCCCUACUGGGACUGGACUUUGUUGACGCUGGUAAAAAUUCCCUGCAUUCCUGCUUCUUUAUACACGUCUGUGACUGUAUAAUGUUUUA